Messenger RNA from Hibiscus syriacus, 519 nucleotides. RefSeq names its product probable 2-oxoglutarate-dependent dioxygenase At3g50210. The transcript has a single exon. Gene Ontology annotation, molecular function: dioxygenase activity. Lineage: Eukaryota; Viridiplantae; Streptophyta; Magnoliopsida; Malvales; Malvaceae. The annotation marks the transcript as partial. The record is from RefSeq and is a predicted model, not a curated record.
AAUAUGCCCGGAAUUGCUCUUGCAUUGGGUGGAUCACCAGAUGAAUUCGAAGGGGAAAGCAGCAGUGAUGCAGUUUGGGUGAUGCGUCUUAUUGGUUACCCUGGUGCAUCAAUUGCAAACGGAAAAAUAUGUAAACCUGAAACUAACAUCAGAUGCGGUGCACACACGGACUAUGGUUUGUUAACAUUGGUGAAUCAAGAUGAAAAUAUCACUGCACUUCAGGUGAGAAACCAAUCUGGUGAGUGGAUCUCAGCUUCUCCGAUUCCCGAAACGUUUGUCUGCAACAUUGGUGAUAUGUUGAAGAUACUAUCCAAUGGCAUAUACGACUCAACUCUUCACCGAGUUAUCAAUACAUCUACAUAUCGCGUCUGUGUAGCAUAUUUUUAUGAGCCGAAUUAUGAUGCAACGGUGGAGCCUUUGGAAGUCUGCGUACAAAGGAGUGAUGGAACUUGGAAGUUCAUAAAAGCUGUUUAUGAAGAACAUUUAGUUAGCAAAGUUAAAGCAAACUUUGUAAUGUAG